Messenger RNA from Macroventuria anomochaeta, 216 nucleotides. RefSeq lists its product as uncharacterized. NCBI's taxonomy places the organism in Eukaryota, Fungi, Ascomycota, Dothideomycetes, Pleosporales, Didymellaceae. The record is from RefSeq and is a predicted model, not a curated record. The coding region runs from base 1 to 216 and encodes 71 amino acids. The transcript is spliced from 2 exons.
AUGAAGGAUAAGAACGAGCAGCAGCAGACACUAAUGCAGAAGCUUCUACGUGCCAGCGGACCACAGAACGACUUGGUUCGAAAGAUGACUGCUGAAUUCGAAGAGAUAGAUCUCAAGAUUGACGCUGAGCAGUUCAAAGUGCAGAAGUGGGUCGAAGACAAGCAGAAGAUCGACGAGGAGGUGAAGAAUGCAAUGUUGGCGGAAGAGAGCAUUUGA